This is a messenger RNA of Paracoccidioides lutzii Pb01, 2478 nucleotides long. RefSeq lists its product as hypothetical. The transcript is spliced from 2 exons. Bases 1 to 2478 code for a protein of 825 amino acids. Gene Ontology annotation, cellular component: nucleus. Gene Ontology annotation, biological process: regulation of transcription by RNA polymerase II. The record is from RefSeq and is a predicted model, not a curated record.
AUGCUCGCCCACUAUCCCCCAACCACUCCUCCACACCAAACACCACAUCCACAGUCUGAGUCGCCCCUCUUUCAACAACCACAUCUAAACUCUAGGAACCUGCAGAAUAACGACGACGGCGACAGAGUUGACCAAUACAACCCUCUCCGCCACCGUCUUCAGUUUUCUUCCUCGCAGCACUUGCUCGGCGAUCUCCCUCUGGACGCGCAGCUUCAGCAGCAGUUGCAGCAGCUUGAACACGCGCAAUUCUACUACGCAACUCCUCUCACUCCCGUUCCUUCCCAGUCACCGCCACCCGGCUCCUCAGCUGUUGUGUCUCCCGUACAUUCUCCCGCUUGCUCUGCGGCCGCGUUCUCACCCCAGAACUCUCCUCCCACAGACUUCUGCUCCUUCUACCAAGACCCCGGCGUCGUGUCUAUGCCAGAAAGCACCUUCCCAUCUCCAGUCGGAUUGUCGCAAACAUCACACACCCCGCCCAUCAGAAUACACAACUCAACGCCUCCCUUCGAGGACUCGUCCUAUGACCAGGACAACUACUCGUCCAUGCUGUUACAGAGUGGGCUUCCGCUUGACAGCAAUAGUUGGAAUAAUUUUCUAGGUCCUGUCAAGUUCUGCUGUAGCACCAAUUCCAACAGCAACAGCAACAGCAACAGCAACAGCAGCAGCAACAAUAACCAGCAGCAGAGACUUCAGAGGACGCCAUCACGGCCACGUCAACGUGCGCUUUAUAACCAGUAUCAAUAUAAUAGAGCUGCCUCGGAGUUAUCAGCUCCUGCAACUGGUACUGUGUCGCCACUCAAUCCCUCCGUGUCGUCAUAUCCUCCCUCAGGCUUCAACUGUCCAGAGCAGUUGACUUCGUCGUCUACUUCUACAAAGCCUCUCCCUACUCCAGACCAUACUCCUGUCCAGAGUGCCUUUCUCCAGUCCAUUGAUCAGUCGUCUCGUGGUUGCGAACGGUCAGAGGUGGAUCUGGCAAUGAGAAGGGCCAUCUUGGAGCAGCAACAACGUCAUCAUCAACAACGUCAACAACAACAACAACAGCAGCAGCAGCAGCAGCAGCACCAACAACAGCCAGCGGAGGACGAUAAGUCAUUUUCAUUAUCUCUACCGCCUUCUGUUUCCACACAGAGUCAUAACUCUCCUGUUACUUCACAUGCAACAUACCCUGACGAUCAUGAUAAUGGUUCAAGGUCUAUGUCCAAUGGUGAGGACAAAUACCCCAGCGUUGGUGGAUGGAUGGAUGAUUACUUACGUGUUGAUGCCAUUGCAGCCGCAGAUUUCAGUGAGCAAGAUAGCCAGAAUCAGAUUGGCGUUCCCAAGCUGAACAGAACAGUAUCCGAUAUCUACGAAGACACCCUAUUCGAUCCCAACCCUACCGCCACAUCAAAGCAACCCAAUCCAGCUUCCCACCAACGCGGGAAGAUGUUCUCACCCUAUCAUCGCAAUAUCAUUUCAGAUUUAAUACAGGCUGCACACGACGGUCACAUGUCUGAACAAUCCCAAUCCCGCUCUGCUUCAGCAGCUCGAAAUCGAUCUCCAUGGCGAGAUAAUUCUCCAUUCCUGCACGAACAAACCGCUUUCAAUGAUGAUGCAUUGCUUGAUUAUAACGAGUCACCAGAGGAUGCGAACAUGCCACUUUUUCCACCUCAGACUGAUGCCCCGCAGUACCAUGUUCCGGCCAUGGGAAACUCUACUGCUUUCCAACCAAACACCGGCUUUCCGCAAAUGGAACAAUUCCCGAACCAAUAUGCUCAUACCAAAAACCAUAUUCCUCAACAAUUUGGAUACAUGCAGGAGCAGGUCCCUAUUCAACUAGCGGGCCCACAGAAGCAACAGCAGCAGGCACCUCGCCAGGUGCAGCAGCCUCAUAUCCAAAGGGACUGCAAUCUAGUCCAGCGUACUCCUGAAUUCCCUCCUCAUGUUCCAUCUAUGGAAUCUACUUCCAGUGAUACGAACACUCCAGCGGGGAGCAGGUCGCCUCUGGUUGGAGGGCUUGGACAAAGAGCCCCAACUUCCCAUCCUACAGAAGCCGCCAGACGACCCGAAGACACUUCCUCCGAUGGAGGAACAUACAGCUGCACAUACCACGGAUGUACCCUUCGUUUUGAGACACCUGCCAAGCUCCAGAAACAUAAGCGGGAAGCCCAUAGACAAACUACACCCGGUUCACAUGCAAUGGCACGAGAUUCAUCUGCUGGAUCUCUGGCUAUGCGCAACUCCCAAGCUGGCCCUCAUAAAUGCGAGCGCAUCAAUCCAUCUACAGGCAAACCAUGCAACUCUAUCUUCUCACGCCCUUACGAUCUUACGAGACACGAAGACACGAUCCAUAACGCUCGUAAGCAGAAGGUUCGGUGUCAUUUGUGCACGGAGGAGAAGACGUUUUCUCGUAACGAUGCUCUUACGAGACAUAUGCGGGUUGUUCAUCCUCAGGUUGAUUGGCCGGGCAAGCAGAGGCGGAAGGGAUUAAAAUUGGAGUGA